Molecule: messenger RNA, 1208 nt
Organism: Closterium sp. Naga37s-1
Lineage: Eukaryota; Viridiplantae; Streptophyta; Zygnematophyceae; Desmidiales; Closteriaceae
Source: the annotation of a GenBank genome assembly
CCCUCCCCUUCCUCGUCCUCGACAGCAGCCAGUCCACAGAGAGCCCCUUCCCCUUCCUCUCCGCCUUCUCCUCCUCCUUCCAAAAACCCCACUGGCGCUCGCGCCCAAUCACCGCGCAGCAGCAGCAGCUGCAGCACAACCAGCAGCAGCAGCAGCAGGGGCGGUGGAGAUCCCAACCCCUCACAGGCGUCUAUGACGUGGUGGCGUACGGGGCGGUGGGGGAUGCAGUGGCGGACGAUACACAUGCGCUGACCACGGCCAUGCAUGCGGCGUGCACGCAUGCGGUGGAGAAGGGAGUGGUGGCGACGGUGCUGGUGCCGUGGGGUGGCUGCUAUGCCGUGCAGCCCAUCACCAUGCAGGGCCCCUGUGGGCCUGGCAUGCGAUUGCAGAUUGACGGGGUGCUGGUAGGUCCAUCGGACCCUGCAGUGUACCCUUUUCCCGACUACACCAGCACCUACUUCCCCUACACCAGCGGCUUCCUCUCCUUUAAGAACUUCUCUGGCCUCGUGAUCUCGGGCGGGGGCAGAAUCGACGGGCAAGGGUGGGAGUUCUGGAAAGCAUUCAGAAACUACACCCUGCAGAAGACCAUUCCAAUCAGGCCGUUUGCGAUCCGCCUGAUGCACUGCAAGAACACGACGGUGGAAGGGAUCUCCAUCUGGAACUCUCCCAUGUAUCAUCUCUUCGCGUACACGUGCGAUGGGCUGCACAUACGGCGCUACAAGACCAACUCGCCCAGCAGGAGUCCCAACACGGACAGCCUCAAGCUUGUCGGCAUCAAGAAUGCUCUCAUUGAAGACUGCUUUCUGCAUGGAGGUGAUGAUGAUGUGUCAAUAGUAGCAGUGGGGGAGCUGGUGGCGUAUAACAUCACUGUGAGAAACCUGGAAGCAACUGCAGGGCACGGAAUAAGUUCUACUGUGACAGGCACCAAAAUUGGACGUGUGGUGGCACAACACCUCAUCCCCACAGCAGGGGCGGCUCAGGAAGGGGGCGGCUCAGGACAGUGCAAGGAAAGGGAGAAGAAGGGGGGCGGGGUAACAGCGCGCAGGGCAGCGUGGCAGAGGCGCACGAGGGCUGCAGAUUCGUGUGCAGCUGCUCGUGCAGUUGUGCGCCCUGCAGUCGCCACGCGCGCAGCUGCGCACGGCUGCGAACGCGCGCAGCUGCAGUGCGCUCGGCUGCUGUUGCGCGUAACGAGGGGGGGAGGGGGGUGA